AAUCGGUACGGCUAGUACGCUUCUGUCGGAACUCAGAGCCCCUCCCGUCCCGACAUCCUUCCCACCUCUGUGGCAGACUUUGAACUUCGCCGACUCCUCUGUGUCACCACCCCCAGCUUCCGCUUCCGAUACCGUGUCUUGACAUCCUUCGUGCUGCACAUGAUAACAAGCUCACCGGUUGACGCCACGACUGUUCGAAUUACAGGCCUGGAUCACACAGCGUUUCGGGUAACGACCAGUCCGCACACGGCACUCGCCUCUUGCCAAACCUCGAGUAACCGACCGAACAACCGAACAACCGCACAACCAUGGAGUGUGCUUCCCCCUUUUCCUUCGCCGCCCAUGAUGACAACACCGAGGCUCGGGCCUCGGGCGCGGCCAAUGCCCCCGAAAGACCGGCCCUCCGGAAUCGCCGGAAAUCCCAGCUCAAUGCCCGGCGGAAGUCGUUUGUCAACAGUAUCGUGGAUGGCGAAGAGGCCUUGCUGCUCAAGAUGGAUGCCUUCCUCGUCGAGCUAGAGAGCCGGCUGGAGUACUGGGAGAACUAUGGAGAACUGACUCUCGACUCGUCGAUCGAGGUGGCCCUGUCUACGCUGCAGGCCGUACGAACAAGAUGUUCUCACGUUUCGGAGGAAGUGAUGGGUGCCGGACGCAGACGUCUCCAUGUUCUGGUCGAGACCCUAGAGACGAGCUAUCACGAAGCCAUGGCCGCCGCCGGAUCGCUGAACGAAAAGGCCAAGGUCGGCAUCGAUCUGCUGGACGGGAUGCUGGAAGACUUGGAGACCCAGGCCGCCAAGCUUCGUGAAAAGGGACUGGCCAAUGCUGCCGAGAGUCUCAUGGGCGAGGGCAAGAGAGUUAUGGAGGAGGGUAUUGAGAGGGCCAUGCGUGCUGCCGAGAACCUCGAAGACCAUAUUCAGCGUGCCAUUAAUCAGGCGAGGGAGAAGGGCUUGAUCAGCUACGAGGAGCUCCCAAUCCCGUGGAGGAUUAAUCCCCAUAUUCAAAAAGGCUACCGGUUUUCCGAAAACAAGCUGGCCUGCAUCAGGUCAGCUUUCACUUUCUCUAACGAGCUGAUCAACAUCUGGUCCCAUGCCAUAGGUCUCAUUCUCGUCCUGGCUGUUGCUUUCUACUUCUACCCCACCAGCAUCAACUUUUCGCAGAGCACCACGACCGACAUCGCCAUCGCCGCCAUCUUCUUUUUCGCGGCUUGCCAAUGCCUGGCCUGCAGCGUCAUCUGGCAUACCAUGAACUCCGUCGCCGAUGUCAACCUGAUCUCCAUGUUCGCCUGCGUCGACUACACCGGCAUCUCGCUUCUCAUCGCUGCUUCCAUCAUCACCACCGAAUACACGGCCUUCUACUGCGAGCCCGUUAGCCGGUGGGUCUACAUGAUCGCGACAGCUUUCCUUGGUGUCGGCGGUGUCAUCCUCCCGUGGCACCCUCGCUUUAACGGGCAGGAUAUGGCCUGGGUGAGAGUCGCUUUCUACAUCGGUCUUUCCGCCAGCGGUUUCCUACCCAUCUUCCAGAUCUGGCUCACCCGCGGUGGCAUGUCGGUGUGGGAGCACUACUCGCCUAUACUCGAGUCGCUCUUCGUCUACUUCCUCGGUGCUCUUGUCUACGCCAGCAAGGUCCCUGAGAGGUGGUGCCCCGGCAUGUUCGAUUAUGUUGGCGGCAGCCACAACCUCUGGCACAUUGCUGUUCUCGGCGGCAUCCUGUUCCACUACAAUGCCAUGCAAGAGUUCUUUUCAAAUGCCUUCAGGCGCGCCCAGGAUGCUUGCCCUAUGUAUUAGGUCGGAUGACGGAGGAGAGAAAGGCCCCAUAAGUUUCAUUGGGGUACUAUUAGAAUUCAGGUUCUUGCCGUUUUUGGAACGAGAGCGGGCAUAUUUCCAGUCACAUAUCGCUACGUCAAUGAAGUCUAUCGCCACAACAAACGUUUCGCUCCGAAUCAUACAG
Messenger RNA from Neurospora hispaniola, 1944 nucleotides. Its product is annotated as HlyIII-domain-containing protein. Gene Ontology annotation, molecular function: signaling receptor activity. The coding region runs from base 309 to 1781 and encodes 490 amino acids. NCBI's taxonomy places the organism in Eukaryota, Fungi, Ascomycota, Sordariomycetes, Sordariales, Sordariaceae. The transcript has a single exon. The record is from RefSeq and is a predicted model, not a curated record. Gene Ontology annotation, biological process: intracellular zinc ion homeostasis. Gene Ontology annotation, cellular component: membrane.